AUGGUACAAUCAAAGAAGUUUAGAGGUGUCAGGCAACGCCACUGGGGCUCUUGGGUUGCUGAAAUUCGCCACCCUUUGCUGAAGAGAAGGGUGUGGCUGGGGACCUUCGAAACCGCGGAGGAGGCGGCUCGGGCCUACGACGAGGCCGCCGUUUUGAUGAGCGGCAGAAACGCCAAGACCAACUUUCCGGUGGCCGCGAACGAGGACAAGGCUUCGGCCGCCUCGUCUGCGGCGGCGGCCGGUCCGUCGUCCCCUUCUUCCAGUACCGCCCUCUCGGCGAUCCUCAGCGCGAAGCUUCGGAAGUGUUGCAAGGCGCCGUCGCCAUCUCUGACGUGCCUGAGGCUGGACACCGAGAAUUCCCACAUUGGGGUGUGGCAGAAGCGCGCCGGUCCGCGUUCCGACGCCCACUGGGUCAUGAUGGUCGAGCUCGGGAAGAAGAACAACCACGGCAGCCCCACGCCCCAGCCGCCGCCGGCGGCUGCGCCGGAGGAGAUGCCUCAAGUGGUAAUGGGCGGAAAAGAAGCUGGAGUAAGUGGGCUUCACGAGGAGGAGAGGAUUGCACUUCAAAUGAUAGAAGAACUCUUAAACAGGAAUUAA
This is a messenger RNA of Malania oleifera, 597 nucleotides long. Its product is annotated as ethylene-responsive transcription factor WIN1. Gene Ontology annotation, biological process: regulation of DNA-templated transcription. The coding region runs from base 1 to 597 and encodes 198 amino acids. The transcript is spliced from 2 exons. The record is from RefSeq and is a predicted model, not a curated record. Gene Ontology annotation, molecular function: DNA-binding transcription factor activity; DNA binding. NCBI's taxonomy places the organism in Eukaryota, Viridiplantae, Streptophyta, Magnoliopsida, Santalales, Ximeniaceae.